GUCAGACAAUCUAAAACUCCUUCUGCUAGACGGCAUUGGCACGAAAACGUCACUUCUGGUAAGAGUAGUAAUCAUGGAAUUAAGCCAACAACCUCAGGGGAAUCGUCUGUCAAGGUUCCCUCCCCGAAUCAAGUAGCCAAUGAUCCCCGGGCACCAUUUAAAUCUAAACCCAUGGUUAAGGAGAAUCCAUACGCCAAACCGUCUACACUUAAAUGUUUUCGAUGCUUCCAGCCCGGUCAUAAAUCGAAUGAAUGCCCGCAGCGACAACAAGUCCACAUAGCUGAAGGAGAUGAAGGAAUAGACCAAGAAGUGGAUGAGGCGAAUCAGGAUUGCGAUUCUGAGGAUGUGCCAGCUGAUGAGGGAGAAGCCCUUGUAUGCGUACUUGAGAGGCUGCUACUAGCACCUCGACAAUCCGCGAAUCUACAACGCCAUUCUAUUUUCAAAACCCGCUGCACUAUAGGUGGCAAGGUGUGUGACCUUUUGAUCGACAAUGGAUGCACGGAGAAUGUGAUUUCAAGGGCUGUCGUUCAAAGUUUGCAGUUAAAAACUGUUAAGAAUGCACAUCCUUAUAAGAUCAGCUGGGUCAAACGGGGAGUUGAGAUUUUGGUCUCCGAAUCAUGUCAAGUGACAUUUUCGAUAGGGAAACAGUAUGUGUGCGAAGUUUUGUGUGAUGUCCUUGAUAUGGAUGUCUGCCAUUUAAUUUUAGGUAGACCAUGGCAAUUCGAUGUUGGCGCCAUCUACGACUGCCGAGCUAAUGUAUAUUCAUUUGUGUGGAAUGGACGACGCCUCCGGCUACUACCCACAGCUAAUGAAACAAAGUCUAAACUCCAACAACCUCAAAAGCAGACAUCGGUACAGAUACUCUCAGGGGCAGGACUUUUACAUUGCUGGAAAGAGCCAGCACCCUUAUACGCUCUGUUAAUGGCUGAACAGAGCCAAAGUUCAAUACCGCACACGUUGCACCCAGACAUCCUGCAUCUUCUGCACCAAUACCGGGAUAUUACUCCUGAUCACCUACCCGAAGAACUGCCACCACUUCGGAAUAUUCAGCAUCAAAUUGAAUUGGUACCCGGUGCAGUUUUGCCAAACAUGCCACAUUACAGACUCAACCCCAAAGAACAACUCAUUUUACAAGAAUUGAUAGAUGAUUUACUAAAGCGCCAAUUUAUACAGACUAGUCUGAGCCCAUGCGCUGUCCCGGCGCUGUUAGUACCUAAAAAGGAUGGAAGCUGGCGAAUGUGUGUCGACAGUCGCUCCAUCAACAAAAUUACAGUCAAAUACCGUUUUCCGGUUCCCCGCAUUGAUGAAUUACUAGACAGGCUUACGGGAUCUACUAUUUUUUCAAAACUGGAUUUGCGUAGUGGAUACCACCAAAUCCGAAUCCGCCCCGGGGAUGAGUGGAAGACUGCGUUUAAAACGCCACAAGGAUUGUAUGAGUGGAAGGUGAUGCCCUUUGGGCUGUGCAACGCACCUUCCACCUUUAUGAGAAUGAUGAAUGAGGUUCUAAAGCCAUAUCUGGGAAAAUUCUGUAUUGUCUAUUUUGACGACAUACUGGUUUACAGUACUAGCAUUAACGACCAUGUGAAGCAUUUGCAGGCGUUGUUUGAUGUACUCAGGCAACACAAAUUGUUCCUCAACCUCCCGAAAUGCGAGAUGGCAGUUCCAAAGGUGCACUUCCUGGGAUUUGUUAUUGAUGCUCACGGUAUUCACAUGGACCCUCAGAAGAUAAGUGCUGUCCGUGACUGGCCGCCCCCUACCUCAUUCUUUGAAGUCAGGAGUUUCCAUGGGAUGGCGAACUUCUACAGAAAAUUCAUUCGAAAUUUUAACCCGAACAUUACGGGUUUGGGUCAACCAAACCCGACCCGCUUGUUCAGUUAUUUCGAUUUCCCGCAAACGACGCUACAGCAAGCGACAGCGCUGCAGCCGGAGCAGCCACAGCGGCAGUUGUGCCGGCGACGCUACAGCAAGCGACGCGCGGACUCGACUCGAUGGCUUGAUGCGACGCGACGUGGGCAGGCGAACCGUGGGGCUGCCGGGGCAACUGGCCGGGGCAGGCGGGCAUACUCGGGUAGGGCUUGUCAGAGCGGGCAAACGGGUUGUCAGGUCAUUCCGGGUCCCAGGAAAGUUUCCUAUGCGUCGGCCAAUACUGAUGAUAUCCGUCAGAUUUUUGUUAACCUUAAUCGUUCUGGUACGUUCUUUAGGUUGGUCGUCGGCUUCCUCUCGCCGGAGAUGAUGAUUCAAAGAUUAAAGUCAGAACCUUCACUGGAAGACUUUGGUAUUCAAACACCAAAGAAAUGCUACCAUGGCAUUGGAAUCAUUCAAGGUGCUAAUGUAGUGGACUUCACUACGAAAAACCCCAUAAUUACACUGCGGACAAAAUCCGCAGAAAACAUAGAUAUUCCGCGGAAAUAUACAUUUCGGCGCACGUCGGGGGAAAAUCCCUACGCCGGGUUUCUGGCCCGUCUGAUAAAUUAUUUCGCGCAGCAAAUUUGCAUCGGAAAUUUCCAGCAGUUUCGAUGUACUACGCGCAAAAAUGGAUCAUUUUUCGACGUUGAAAACGUCUUGAAUCCUGCCGCCAAUCCGCCGUAA
Messenger RNA from Dendrobium catenatum, 2589 nucleotides. RefSeq lists its product as uncharacterized. Gene Ontology annotation, molecular function: nucleic acid binding; zinc ion binding. The coding region runs from base 172 to 2589 and encodes 805 amino acids. The transcript is spliced from 5 exons. The record is from RefSeq and is a predicted model, not a curated record. NCBI's taxonomy places the organism in Eukaryota, Viridiplantae, Streptophyta, Magnoliopsida, Asparagales, Orchidaceae.